CCUGCUCUUGGAGGUCUUCCAUUAGCAAGGCCUUUCUUCACACAACAAGAGAAUGCAUCCAAGCUACACUCACUAACGCUCAAUCACUCAUUCACACGGUUAGUUGAUCAAUCAUGGCGUGUACGCUCAACCGACAUGCAUUUUGACCCACAUCCACUAUUUGUGGCAUGUGUUAGUCCCGUUUGGCCCGGCUGAUGGCUGAGCCCUCGGACAGGAAUCCAAGUCCUCCUCUACGACUGUGUGCCCAAGCUCACCACCGCCUACUGAGAGUCCACCCAGCCUGAUGCCCCAACAGUACAGCUCCACCCAAGACCCACCGAGCGACCCAUCAAUUAGUUGACAGACGGAGUGACCCGAGGCCAGCCUCAUCCAGUUUGAAGAAAUGCGUUGGAUGAAUGCUCGAGCCCGUGGAGGAGCGGCUUAUCUGCCCACCCCUGUGGAGCAAAUCGCCAAUAUCGCCACUCAUGGCGUGGUGAUUCUACCGGUUUGGUUUUGUGUCAUCGAUCUGGUGACCACGGCACCGGCCCACGCUCAGCCCUACGUGGUGAUUUACGGCUUGGCUUUGCUGGGUUUGUUCUCGGUUUCCACGUUGUUCCACGUGUUAUCCCUCUUGCGAAGAGACAGUGAUCUGUGCCGUGGUUUUCAUCGAGGGGAUCGAGCCAUGAUUUUCUUGUUCAUCGCCGGGUCUUACGCUCCGUGGCUCAGCCUCGAACGCGUCCAGCUUUUACACAUUCACCAUGAUCUGCAGUGGGGCCUCAUAGUGUGGACACUCGUCGGCAUCGUGUUUCAACAGCUUUGCCAUGAUCGAUACAAAAUGGUUGAAACUCUGUCUUACGUGAUAGUGGCUACCACGCCCGCUUUCUUCCUGUUCGAUUCGAUCUCUUGGCAAUCUCUAGUCCAUCUAUCACUCGGUGGCCUUUCUUACUUAGUGGGCGUGAUAUUUUUUAAAAUGGAUGGCAUCCUUCCUUUUGCUCACGCUUUGUGGCAUCUCUUCGUUGUCUUCGGAGCUGGGAUUCAUAUGAAUGGGGUCCGUGAGGAGCUGAAUCUGGAAAAGCUGGCCCGUGACCUUGGCGGUAAAAGCUGAUUUUAUUUGCUGAAUGAUUUACUUUACGUGUCUCCUUACAAGGAAGCGAUUAGUGAUUAAUAAAGUGCCGUGUUAUUGCA
Molecule: messenger RNA, 1164 nt
Organism: Tigriopus californicus
Lineage: Eukaryota; Metazoa; Arthropoda; Copepoda; Harpacticoida; Harpacticidae
Product: monocyte to macrophage differentiation factor 2-like
Exons: 5
Coding region: 383-1084 (233 amino acids)
Cellular component (GO): membrane
Source: RefSeq, a predicted model, not a curated record